Messenger RNA from Aspergillus calidoustus, 2127 nucleotides. NCBI's taxonomy places the organism in Eukaryota, Fungi, Ascomycota, Eurotiomycetes, Eurotiales, Aspergillaceae. The record is from the annotation of a GenBank genome assembly.
AUGGCGCAGCCCACCUCUUUUAAUCAUCGCAAGUACUCUCAGCCAGCCUCAGGAAUGAUUCAAUGUCGCGACCUUUACUCCCGCUCUUCUUCUAUAAGCUCCACUAGCCAGCUGCCCAGCACUCCGGACAUGCAACGCUUUAUUUCCGCCUACAUUACCUAUUUUCAUCCUCAUUUACCAUUCCUUCACAUUCCCAGUCUCAAUUUUCAAGCACCUGAAUAUACGAACCAUCUGCGAGUUCCUAGUGGCCAUCUCAAUCUCAGCUCCUCUGGUGUUGCCGGAGGCGGAGGCUGCCUGAUUCUCUCAAUGGCCGCCAUUGGAGCGCUGUACGAAUUUGAUGCAGCAUCUUCAAAGGAGCUGUUCGAAGCCUCGAAGAAGAUGAUACAGCUUUAUCUUGAGGAACGUCGAAAGGCUGACAUGUCGUCGGCUGUUUCUCGGUCCGGCAACACACGUGAUAAUUCUGUACACAACACGCCUCUCUGGCUUGUGCAGGCCAUGUUACUCAACGUCAUCUAUGGCCACACCUGCGGCGAUAAGACUUCCGCUGAUAUCGCAAGCACGCAUUGUGCAGCGCUGGUCAGUCUUGCGCGGGCCGCUGAAUUGACCCAGCAUAUUGAUGCAAGAGAUCUGCCACAAGACUAUCUCAACACCGGUCUGUCUGGCGGGCACGACACCCAGGGUCAGGAGCCAGAUUCGGGUGCUUGGGGCCAGUCUGCCUUCGGGCAACCAAAGGAAAGGAAGGAUUGGCUCGAUUGGAAGAUUGUGGAAGAACGGAAACGGACACUCUUCGCCAUUUUCACCGCAUCUUGCUUCUUGGUUUCCGCCUACAACCAUGCGCCUGCGUUGACAAACUCGGAGAUUCGCCUGGAUCUGCCCUGUGAAGAGGACCUGUGGGCAGCGGAAUCGCCACAGGCCUGGAGGAAGUUGGGAGGCCAUGCUCGUUCCAAGAGGACGGUCGCCUUUUCGUACGCACUCACCACCCUUUUAACGGCCGGUCGGCGGGCGCAGUCCGGUACCAAUGCUCCAUCGGAUGAUCCCAGCAGCAGCGAUCUAAGGCCUAGUACCUUUGGUUGCUUCGUGCUGAUCUACGCUCUGCACAAUUACAUCUGGGAAACACGCCAGCGCCACAUGGGUCGCCAAUGGACUUCAAGAGAGACGGAUGCCAUGCGAGCCCACAUCGAACCUGCUUUGCGCGCAUGGCAGACCGCAUGGACUACCAAUCCCGUGCACAGUUUAGAACGGCCCAAUCCCUACGGAGCUGGGCCUCUCUCGGCUGACAGCAUCCCGCUUUUGGACCUUGCCUACGUCCGUCUUUUUGUUGAUCUUGGCCGUUGCAAAGAAGCCUUCUGGCAGCGGGACUGGAACGCCAUGGCAGAUGAACUCGCCCGUGGAACAGACAUGGAUAACGCUAUGGAUAUGGCAACAGAUGUACUCGAUCCUUCUAUUGCGGAAGAGCCGGUUCCGCUAGACGUUCGGCGUGACUCGGUGGCCAGUCUAGGUGUCGGUGACCUUGCUAUUUCUCAGACCCCAACGCAAGAUCGGCCAAUGCAGGCCUUGCUAGGUGUAUACCGCUCAGGGCAGACGAAGCGUGAAAAACUCCUGCGCAGAGCAGCUUGCUAUGCCGCGGACUCCUUUGCCAUGUCCGACCAGCUAGGUAACACGUUCGCCGACUUCACCUGCCGGGAGCUCCCACUUCAGAGUGCCAUGUGUACCUUUGAUUGUGCUGAAGUUCUUGCGGAAUGGCUUACGACCGUGCAAGAGCGUGUCGGUCCGUACCUGGGUAUUCUAGGCCGCGACGACAUUGAUCUCGCCCAGGCUGCUGAAAGCAUGCUCCUGGAAGAUGAAGACGUCAAGCUCAUCGAAAAGACUCGGGAUAUUCUUUCCAGCAUCGAACAGAAGAUGCAGAAGGAUGUGCAAAACAGUGUAACCUCAGCGGGCAUGACCGUCCUACAGCGCCUGUCGAGCGUGGAAGGAGGUUAUGGCUGUAAAAUCCUACUUGUGACCUCUAGCCUGCUCGAUAGGGCUUCUGUGUGGCCAGUGAUGAAACUCAUGGCUCUAUCUCUCGAGUCUCAGGCAAUGCGCUUGAAAGAGCGCGCGGAAAACUCAACUAUGGGGACGACUCACUGA